Penicillium roqueforti is the source of this 483-nucleotide messenger RNA. RefSeq lists its product as uncharacterized. Bases 1 to 483 code for a protein of 160 amino acids. The record is from RefSeq and is a predicted model, not a curated record. The transcript has 5 exons. NCBI's taxonomy places the organism in Eukaryota, Fungi, Ascomycota, Eurotiomycetes, Eurotiales, Aspergillaceae. Gene Ontology annotation, cellular component: mitochondrion.
AUGCCUGAAGUCUUCAUAACUAUGUUGUCUCAACGGAUCUUGGCCCGGCGCCUGCCCCAAGUUGCCGUGCGAGCUAUUGCUCCCCGCGCAUCUUUCUCCCAGGUCCCAGCUCUCCGUGCUAUUGAGGAUGACAUGGCUCUACAGAAUAACAACUACCCCAACCCUCCCCCUUUGAAGCGGGCACACAGAGACCCCUACGGUGGCUGGUGGGAUGCGCAAGAGAAGCGCAACUUCGGCGAACCCGUGCACGAGGAUAACGAAAUCCUCGGUGUCUUCAGUCCCGAGCAAUACAACCACGUCUCGGCCGGCAAGGGUUUCUUCCACCUCGGAUGCUUCGUCGCUGUUUUCUUUAGCAUGGUUGGUGUUGUCAGCCUUACCUACCCUGACAAGCCGAGUGUUCCUAAGGCCUACGUCGAUGGUCUGGAAAAGGAGUUGGGAGGUCCCAAUGCUGUGCCUGCCCACAAGUCCGGCGAUAAGUGGUGA